This is a messenger RNA of Helicoverpa zea (corn earworm), 5159 nucleotides long. RefSeq lists its product as uncharacterized. Bases 683 to 4279 code for a protein of 1198 amino acids. NCBI's taxonomy places the organism in Eukaryota, Metazoa, Arthropoda, Insecta, Lepidoptera, Noctuidae. The transcript is spliced from 16 exons. The record is from RefSeq and is a predicted model, not a curated record.
CGACUCAGUCGGCGCCUGACCACCGGGACGAGUGCCGCACUGUGGCUCGAGCCUCACCUCGGGCUCGUUAACCUUGCGAACACAUCGCAGCUUUCGUGAUACGCCAUGGACGACACAUUUCAUUGAAACCAUUAAUGAACCUCAUUCAGACUCUGAACAUUUUCAUUGAAUUUCGUGGAGACCGACUCCGAACUUGACCUGUGAUUGUUUGCUCCAACUGUCAGUGCGCGUGUUGUGCUUUAUCGAUAACAUAACCUGUACGAUUUCAAGGGCACAAAGACUUUGGUUAGAUUGUGUUGUGGAUGUAGUGUUGUGGAGCUGUCGGAACAGGUCUGACUUAGUAAUUCUUAACAUGUAAGUGGGCGUAUUCGAAAGUUUGAAAAUCGAUCGGGUGACGUGCGUGCGUGGGAUUGCGUUUACGUAAUCUUUGUUUACCUUGGGAAUAUGCACUGUGGUGACUGCUCGCCGUCUUAUUACUGAUAGAGGUACGCGCUAAACUUCCCGGAUCAAAAUAUAGUAUGGAUAUAACUCGUUACCACCUUUGAACACAGAGCUAAAGGUCACUUUCCAAUAAUUUUGGACAGCCGCAUUAACCGCUAGUGUUACCAGGUAUCUGGAAUGAUCCAAACUAAAAAACGGCACAUCAGACCCCCCGAUCGAAUGUCCAGGGCGUGGGCGUGAGAUGGCUCGAGCGGGCAUGCUGCACAGGGGCGGAAAAAAUGGAGCCGACGGGUGCGACGACGUGCAGCGUUCGUUGGAACUGCUGGACCAGGUGCUGAGCGAGUACGACGAAGGCGAGCCGCGGUCGCUGGAGGCGCGCGCGCCGAACACGCCAGCCACGCCGGCGACCCCCGCCACCCCCGCCACCGACGACGACUCCCCGCUCGCGGGACACACUUCCGAGGACGAUGGAUAUAUGAGCAUGAACGGGAGAAGAGCGAAGUUCGCGCUGGGAUUCCGUCCGACGGAGGAACGCGAAGAGCCUUCGCCCCCGGACCCGCCGUCACCGCACUCGCCGCCGCCGCCCGAAGAGGCGGAGCGAAUCAUUUCCACGUUAUUGCCCAAAGUGUCACCAGCGAACUCGGCCAAGCGAACAAUAUCAGUAGAACAACGGGAAGCAGAGGAGAGACUGGAUUCCAUCAUCAGCGUCAAUGGCAUCACUACAGCUACACAGACCACGUUUCCGAAAACCAGGCACCAACGCCCAUAUGGAUGGGAAAAAGACACGGAAGCUAACGGCUUCCACCUUCAGCAGCCCCCAGUGCCUCCGUAUAGGUUCGCGUCGCUGCAGCACGGCGCUCGGCCGCCGCAGCCCGACACAGCGCCCGCCUGGCUGCCUCCGCGCCACAAUGCGCCGCCCACCAACCUCAAAAAGUCACCAAGUGUCGAGAAUCCCCCAGUAUUCCCCUUCAUGGGCUUCUCGAGCGAAUUCAACGACAAACCAUACAAUGAACAUCCAGUCACAAUAUAUCCCGGCCCUAACAUACAGUUCAAAAAGGAAUCGCAUUCACCGACGUACAAUAUUCCAAAAAUAUCACCCUCCAACACAAAAAGCUCAGAAAGAAAGAGCAGUAUGAAACGCGAUAGCAGGUCGGACGGUGAAAUGUUAUCACCCAAGGGGAAAUUACCUCCGCGUACUCUCGCCGGUUCUAUGGAGAGACAUAGAGAAGUGUGUAGAGGAUCUACGGAGGACGUGGUUGUGAGCUGUAAGAGGAGAAGUUCCAGUAAGAGCAACGACGAAGAGCACUUUUCGGACGAUUCGCUGGAGGAGUCGUUCCCGCCGCCGCCGCCCGCUGUUACUACGCCUUCGAAACGCAAUUCCAUUGCUUGGGAAGUGUCACUCGAUGGUGAUGACCCUCUACUUACACCAGGGAGCACAAAGGUCAUAGGCCGCCGAAGAAGAAAGUCAGGAGAUCAGUCGCACUCCAGCACAAGCUCAAUACCACAAAGAGUAGACGAUGAUUGGGGCGAGGAGUACUGGCCCCCGCCCCCUCCACUAACACAGUGUGAAUCUCUCGCGUCGCCUACUUCAGAUGCCGAACAAGAAACUCGGCGAGCACAAGAUUUAGCGUGUGGAACAUACGUCAUCAGAAAAGGCAAAAAUCGAAAACAGUUACCAAGUUUCAACAAGAACACGACUAAUAAAUCACCAACCAAUUUACUCAAUAGUCACAGUCUGAAUAGAAGUUUAGACACUGAUAAGUCGAUAGACGGCUCGAGCAUAUCAAUAAGUGGCUCCGGAUCAGUAGGCUCAUACAACUCCCGGCCGAGCUCAGAUUUAAGUUUGCCUCAAUCUCGUUACAGUGUUGAUUUGAACUCCAGACUGAGUCGUGAGCUUAACACUCCAAACUCUAGAUAUAGUAUAGAUCUCUGCACACCGAAUUCUAGAUUGAGUAAAGAAAUAACGUCGCCAAAAUCUCGUCUAAGUUUAGAUCUUAAUAACGGUCCAGAUAGAUAUAUCGCCCAAGAGUAUUUCGGUCAUAGUCCCAAAAGUAGAAAAUCAAUCAAUGACAAAGGUCCUCAUACAGCUAAAGUGCAGACUAAACUGUCGCCACAAAAUAGGUUUACAGAUUUCAAGAAGUAUUCAUCGACUUUUGACAAUAUUCAGUCACUUAUCAGAGAAGGAAAAGUUGAGGAGACGCCCCCGACGGAAUGCAACGAAACCGUCAAUGAACUGACUACGGUGCCUCCCAACAUGGUGCGAGUAGUGUCCCUGCCGAGCCUCGGCGCCGACGGCGACAGCAACAGCGCCAGCCGCCAGGCGCUCAUCACCACCGUGGAGGAGGAGGAGGACGCCGAGAGCGGCGAGCCCGGCUCCAGCGGCGACACCUCGCCGCUCCGCAAGAUCGAAAACAAUAUUAGCGCUAUAUUAAGUCAAGGUCGGGACCAAAAACAUUUUACCCCAUAUAUACCUAAAGACUGGAAUAUCCAUAAGGAUGAAUACUGUGAUGACGUAUCUAAAGAUAUAUUAGAAAACAAUUUCCGUUAUAGUUCUAGAGAGAGACAAAAGAGACAUGAUAUACAGAAAUCGUCGAGUCACAAUGAAAUACAGAAUCAGCGGUCGAUAGAUCGGCGUGACCGUUCGAAGCGGUCGAACAGUAUGCAUAAAUCUACAAGCGCCAAAGAUGUGCCAGUUAGUUUGAUGCGCCAGCCGUCAUCGUCAGACUCUGCCGUGUCAAGCGGCGGUGACUUCCCCCUGAAUGUUCAGAUAAUUGAACAUUCUUACAGACACCCGCCGCUGCCGUUACCCCCAUCGCCUAUUUUAGGUCAUGAAAUGGGCCCCCUACCGCAAACCCCAGAGUCGCCUAAAUUCCCUCCGUUACCUCCCUCGCCCGUGCAGGAGGUUGAAGAUGAAUAUACAGAAAUUAUGCAGCCCUCCGAGAAACGUCAUGUAAAGAAAGCUGACACGUUACCAACCCCAACGAUGGAGUCAAGGAGAAGGCCUUCAGAACCCCCUGCGGUACCACCGCAUCGUGACACAACAAAUAGCCUUAAAACGCGAUCCAUGGAAACCAGCUACAACAAAAACAGAAGGAGCAGUAAUUUCAAGAGUGGAUCCACCGAUAGGAGAACAUUACCGACAGAUAUCGGAGCCAGUGGAGCCAGACGUAGAACACUGCAGCGCCAGCGAGGUGAAGCUGCGGCCACUGGUCGAGGGCCCUUGCAGACUUCUGCUAGCCUCCCGGAGACGCCCGUGUUCGCGCGCGGGUGUGAUGUGCCGCGCACCCCACCGAGGAACUCCACCGGGCCCCCACGGAAUAACACCAUGAAUUCUAUACAGUCAAUAGGGAGCUCUGCAACCCUGGGUGGGUAUGGGCGAGGAUCGGUGAUGGGCGCUACUGGCGUCUGUACUGGCGCCGACCUGCUGCGGCUUGGGGGGCCACCCAGAGGCUGGUACCCUCGCCAGAGACACAGUCCGCUUACUGGCAGGCCUGCUUCCACGGAGCACCUGGACAGACUAACAACGUCGUCAAAGAUGGCGGUGGAACUCCCCGUGGCUUGGGAAGCCAGCGGUGCGCGCAAACCCCUCACCCUGCCGCCCAACCUGACGCCUAAGUUCUUCCAGAAGUCACCCAGGGAGGCGCUUCGCAGGGUAACCAGCUUACUAAUACGAAAAGGGAACAAUGGGAAGGAGAAAGAAAAUUCGCGAAACAAGGAAGCCACGUCACCAGCAGCGCGCUCCGCAAACGGCGAGGAGCACCCUGGGCAGAAGCAACGCAAAGGUUUUUUCAGAAGCCUUUGGAAAAAAUCUCGCCAUUACUCCCUAGAGCAUCCGUGAGGAAAGGCCAUGGAAGAAUUUCGACUUGACUACGAUUCACGACGUGGAUUUCCUCGUACCCAGCAAGAAUGAAGUCACGUUCGAAUAAGUUAGGCCGAACUAGUUUUAGUUCUGAGAGAAUACCGACUCGAAAGACGACUUCACCGAAUUAGACAAAUAUAAUUAUAGAAAAGAUGUAACACGUCAUGGCAGAAAUUUUGAUUCAUUACCUCCAUAAGGACUUAAUUAUCAACACUAACAGAUUAAAAUAGUUGUGCAAUUUGGCAGUAGGUUCGCUAACUGAAUGUUCUCCUCGAUAACUUGUUGGGUCACGGAAACAAACUUUUGUUCCUAGCAAUAAGAUGUGUUGGCUCAAGGGACUCGAGUAUUAUUUUAAUAAAUCUGAUGUAUAGGAAUAUAAAACAUUGUGUAUUGAUUUGUAUAAUUCAUGCUUUUUAUCAACGCAUAAUUUAUUCGUAAGAUGUGAUAAGUAGGUAUUUUAUUCAUACACAUUUUCUUUUUGCAUAAAUAGAAUUGUAGAAAUGUAGAUAACCACGUAGCAAGUAAACUGACGCGUUAUCAUUAAAAUUUCUUUGAUAUAUUGUUACAUAAUGCUCUUAGAAAAAUAAAUAACUAAUUGCAAUUAUUAUGUCAUCUGGGGAAUAUAUUUAGUAUAAUGUACUAAUGCAACUUAACUCAUAAUUUUCGUAUUAAUUCUCCAAUAUUAAUUAAAACAUUAGAGAAAGUGUUGCUAUUUUCAAAGAACCAAAAUCACUUGAUAGAUUAUUAUUAUAAUUGCUACAAGUUAAACAUUUUAUACCAAUCCUUGUAUUCGAGUGUACUUAACUCUUAAUACUGUAGAUUUUGUCAAAAGGAAAAUAAAUUAUGUUCAUUAGCAAUA